AUGUCGAGGAUUGAAAACAUUUCUAAACGUGGCCAAACCUGGAGACGAUUUAAUGCAUUGGUGGAUGUAUGUCAUCAGUUUCUUAUUGCUGAUUUUGUUGACGAUGGGCCAUCAUCAAAGCCAUCAUCAAAUUCUAAUUGCAGAGUCAAAGCAAAAGAAAAUCUGAAAAGAAAGAGAUCCACCGAUGGUGUCGCUGCAGGACCAUAUCCACCGCCACCUAUAACUCCUGCAUUGACUAGGAUUAUUAGUAAUGCACGUGGUAUUCUUACUCCUGAUGCUGCUACUGACCAAGAAUCACCAGUCUUCAUUCACCAAAAAAUGCUUUUCGAAGCCGAUGUUAGCAAACAACAGGGUCGACUUUCCAUGCCAAUAAGUCAAAUAAUCUCUGAUGAUUUUCUAAACGAUGAUGAGAAAAAUAAAGUUGAACGAAAUGAAGGAAUGCAAGUCUACAUUAUUCAACCAAAUUUGGAUAUAACAAGCCUCGUACUUAAAAAGUGGCAAUACUCAAAGAAAAAUAAAGCAUCUUCUCCUGUUUCUUACGUAUUUAUCAAGAAUUGGCUCGAUGUUGUCAAAAGGAAUGGACUAGAAAAAGGUCAUAUUGUUCAACUUUGGUUUUUUAGAGAUAUCAAUGCGAAUCCCUGUUUUGCAUUGGUCAACCUAAGCAACGACUCAACUUAG
Humulus lupulus (European hop) is the source of this 678-nucleotide messenger RNA. RefSeq names its product B3 domain-containing protein At2g32645-like. The record is from RefSeq and is a predicted model, not a curated record. Gene Ontology annotation, molecular function: DNA binding. NCBI's taxonomy places the organism in Eukaryota, Viridiplantae, Streptophyta, Magnoliopsida, Rosales, Cannabaceae. The transcript has a single exon. Bases 1 to 678 code for a protein of 225 amino acids.